This is a messenger RNA of Larimichthys crocea (large yellow croaker), 4887 nucleotides long. RefSeq names its product formin binding protein 1b (gene fnbp1b). Gene Ontology annotation, molecular function: protein binding. The record is from RefSeq and is a predicted model, not a curated record. The transcript has 20 exons. Bases 82 to 2130 code for a protein of 682 amino acids. NCBI's taxonomy places the organism in Eukaryota, Metazoa, Chordata, Actinopteri, Sciaenidae. Gene Ontology annotation, biological process: signal transduction.
UUCUCCCGUGGGGUUAAUUUAGGAACUGGAUGCAAGCUUUUCUCAGUCGCGCACACAGUUUCCUGUCAGAACUAACCCAACAUGGAUAGGGUUGAAACUUUACUCAAAGAGCAGCAGCUUAAGGAUCAGUUUGACAACUUAGAGAAGCAUACACAGUGGGGGAUCGAAUAUGUGGAGAAGUACACCAAAUUUGUCAAGGAGAGGUCAGAGAUCGAAACCAACUAUGCAAAACAAAUUAGGAAUUUAUCAAAGAAGUAUCAACCCAAGAAGAACUCGCGAGAAGAGGAAGAGAGCAAGUACACCUUCUGUCGGGCCUUCCUAUCGACCCUUAAUGAGUUAAACGACUACGCGGGUCAACACGAGGUCAUAGCGGAGAACCUGACAUCUCAAAUCAUCACCGAGCUUUCGCGCUACCUGCAGGAGCUCAAGACAGAGAGAAAAUCGCACUUCCACGAUGGGCGUAAGGCGCAGCAGCACAUUGAGAGCUUGUGGAAACAGCUGGAAUCAGCUAAAAGAAAGUUUGAGAGGGACUGUAAAGAGGCAGACAGAGCACAGCAAUACUUUGAGAAGAUGGACGCCGACAUUAACGUGACUAAGGCCGACGUGGAAAAGCGAAUUUCCCAUAAGGCACGACAGCAAGCUCAGAUGAGGCACCAGAUGGCUGCUGACAGUAAGGCCGACUACUCCUCCUACCUGCAAAAGUUCAACCAGGAGCAGAAUGAACAUUACUUUACCAUUAUCCCCAACAUAUUCCAGAAACUUCAAGACAUGGAGGAGAAAAGAAUCGAGAGGCUAGGAAUCUGCAUGAAGACGUUCGCAGACGUGGACCGCCAAGUGCUGCCCAUCGUGGGGAAAUGUUUAGAUGGCAUGACGAAAGGCGCCGAGGCCAUCGAGCCUAAGACUGACUCGAAGCAGGUUGUCGAGUCCUACAAGUCUGGGUUCGAGCCACCGGGCGAUGUGGAGUUCGAGGACUACGGCCAGCCCAUGAAGAGGACGGUGUCUGAGACGAGCCUGUCCAAAAACGAGGCCAAGGAGAAGCCCGCUGGCAAGAGCAAGACCAAACUCUGGCCUUUCAUUAAGAAUAAGAACAAGCUUAUGUCCCUGUUAACGUCCCCCCACCAGCCCCCACCUGCCCCCCCAGCCUCAUCCCCGCCCUCACCCUCUGCUGUUCCCAACGACCCCCAGUCUCCCAAGCAGCAAAAGGAGCCCCUCUCCCACCGCCUCAACGACUUCAUGACCUCCAAACCCAAAAUGCACUGCCUCCGGAGCCUGAGGCGAGGGCAGCAAUCCCCGCGCUCGCUCAUUUGUCACAAAGAGCUUAUGAAGAGGACUCUGGGCCGACCCACAUAUGCUUUCGAAGCAAGGCAAUAUGUUCUUUCUCUCAAGCUGAUCACACUCAAUUCCCACGUCCGGAAUCUCAUUGAGGGCUCCGGACCAGAAGACUUCAGCCACCUGCCACCAGAACAGAGGAGGAAGAAGCUGCAGGGCAAGCUAGACGAACUGAAUAAGGACAUUCAAAAAGAAAUGGACCAGAGGGACGCUCUAACUAAGAUGAAAGACGUGUACGUGAAGAACCCUCAGAUGGGAGACCCGACAAGUGUGGACCCCCGGCUAUUAGAAAUAUCCCAGAACAUCGAGAAGCUCCAGUUUGAAGUUCAGAAAUUUGAGGGCUGGUUAGCGGAGGUGGAGGAAAGGAUGCCAUCAAAGAGCGAUACACACCGAAGAAGUGGACUCUAUGAGACCCAGAACAACACAACAGUGGCCAACAACUGUGCACAGGACAGAGAGAGGCCCUUGAGCAGCCCGGAUGGCAGCUACACCGAGGAGCAGAAUUCAGAGACUCAGGUCAAAGCCACCGUCAACCCCGUUCCCACCUCCAGCACACCAGAGUUCGACGACGAGUUCGACGACGAGGAGACCCUGCCCACCAUCGGCACCUGCAAAGCCUUGUACCCAUUCGAAGGUCAUAACGAGGGCACCAUCGCCGUGGCGGAAGGCGAGCUGUUGUACGUCAUAGAAGAGGACAAAGGAGACGGCUGGACACGAGUGCGCAGGAACGAGGACGAGGAGGGAUACGUCCCCACAUCCUACGUCGAGGUCUUUUUGGAAACAAAUGCCAAAGAUUCCUAAAAGUGCGAGGCUGGCUGAGGAAUGGCAGGGCAAGCAGCCUCGGAGGACAAAAACCACCAUGUUCCUCACGCGCUCACAGAGUCAGAGAGAGAGAAAGUGAAAGAUGACCUGAAUCUAAAAGAGAGUGAGAGAAAGAAAGAGAAAGAGAGACGGCCGAUUAGAACGCAUCUCAAUUUUUCCAAAACCAUUACGAGAAAAACUUAUCGGCAGUGUUGCGCUUCUUCUGCAGAACUCUGCGAUGUUGAAGCAAAGAUAAGAAGACAUCCAUCUAAAUUUUUUAGCUCUCAUAACCUUUUUCCAUUCUUAACACCCCCAUACAGCAGUCACAACCACAGUAUACAAUUUGCUUUCUGUUGUUUUUUUAGCUUUGCUUCUUAAUGGAACUAACUUCCGCUUGCAAACGCGCGCGGUCAUGAACGCGGCUGUUGGCUUCCUCGCUCUGAACGCCCCAACCCAACCCAACCCCCUUUUUCCCACCUCUCUUUGCCCCUAUUGCACACACACACACACAUGCAUAUGGCAAGAGGGUGUGGUCAGAGACAGGACGGAGACCAGCAGGGAGCCUACGGACAGCUGUCAAAAAACACCUUCAUCCAGCGGUGUGUAUGUGUGACGAAAGAAAAGAAUCAUCCACCUACAUGGAUGAUUGGACCUCAUGUUCACCCCCCCCACAUCCCUCCCACUAAAAUCAGCUCCAUGUUUUCAGGUUUGCACCCAACUGGCAAAGGAAAAAGUGCUAAUCAUGUAUCUGCUGUGUUUUCACGUCGUCUAUGUCGUGUUUGUCUGAUUUGAACGCUCGUACGUGUGUCUUAUUUUGAAAGUCUUGUGUGUUUGGGAUGGAUGAUGGGUCAUUUCGCCAUCGCUCAUCUUUACAAAUUCUUGUCUUGUCACUGGUGUCUGUUCCUCUCUCUGACCACCAACCCCCCCCUUCCCAUCCCUCCUUUCCUCACCUCCUCGGCCCCCUCCCCUCCUUCCUCAGGCGGCUCAGGCUCUCCCUCGGCUGCUUGGAGCCCCCCUUUCCCCUUUUUUUUUUUUGCAACAGCUCAGGGCGGGGGCCUUCAGCGUUGUGGUGUGCUGCAUGCUUGCCCUGUCUUCCUCCUUGCCCCCCUCUGCUGGCAACCCAAGAAGGUGGUAUGUGUGUGGGGGGCUUGGGGGGUUGUGUUUGGUCAGCUUACACACACCCCCCCCCGUCCCCUUCCCUCGCCUUCAGCCUUUCUGUUCAGUUAACCCUCAUUGCCUGGUCGUACUGUUCGAAUUAACCUGAAUGCUACUGUUUGGGUUCAGUGCCUGUGGUUCUUUUUCUUUUCUUUUUGUUUCUUCUGUUGGGUCAGAAAGCAUGAUUUCCUGCUCUUAACAGCGAACGAGCGAGUGAUCUUCUCCUCCCAGUGUUCCCCAGUUUUAAUCUUAAAAACUGUCAGCAAAGGACGACAGGGACCCUGAAAUAUUGUUUUCAGAACGAUCUUAUGCAGAAAUAGGUCAUGGAUGUUUUUUGUGCAUUUGUUUUACACAGUUACAGUAUGUAUGUAAAAAAAUUGCAUUGUAUGUUUUGAUCUAAGUGUCUAACGCAAGUUGGUGUUGUUAGUUUACAGUUAAUCACCUUGUGGAAAUGUCUCCGCUCGGUCAAAGCAACAGUUUACCCCACAAAAUAACUUAGGAUGGUCCACUGUAAGUGUCUACUGUAUAUGAAAAUAUACUGUGAUCCACAUUUUCCUGUGAGUUUGUGACUGAAAUGAGACCCCGAAACACCUUCUUCUUUUUUUGGGGGGGGGCCUUAACUGGGUUUCUGAGAGACAUAAAGAUGCUGAUGGUAGCUGCGGUAUUGUGAAAAAAAGAUGAAGAUGUGAUUAUCUCAAAAGUUUUGGGGGGCAAAAUUUGAGAGUUUUUAUAAUCAGAAAACUGUCAGAUGAGAGAAAUGUGUUCACUGUUCAGUCCCCGUCCCCUUCCCCUUCCUGCUCAACGGCACAUAACGUACGUGAUUUUAACAUUUCUGUUUUAUAUUUGAUGAUGUUGAGAUUCUUUCUUUUCUUUUUUUUCUUUUUUUUUAAGCUGGAAAUCUAUGUUUGUAGCUUAUUCUGCCUGAACGGGACUAAAAAAAUCCCUUAACUGCAAAUAUGAGUAACAUUGUUUUUGGAUGAAGCCAUUCUUAAAUAUUCAUCUGAUGCAGCGUAUUAUGAACACUCGUUAAAACGCAGGAGUGAUAAACAUGAUGACCCCUUUGGACUCUCGAUGGAAGGAAUGAUCCCUGCUGAAUCCACCUUUAAAAAAAAGAAUCAUGUAUUGCUUUCCAUCGCUCGCCCCCUCGAUGACGUCGAGGUAUCAAACAAGCCACUUUUGUCUUUGAUGAUUUUCAGCGACAUGAUAAAUCCUGAUGAGGCACAGAUCAUCGCUUUGAGGGCAGCAGUAGCUUUACAGCAGCCCGCCGAUCGCCUGCAAUGAGACCACCACAAACCUUUUAGUCCAUGCCCCAGAAUAACCUGCCUGUACAGAGGAAAAUGGCACAUCGGAAUUAGAGAGAAUAUAUAUGAAUAUAUAAAUAAAGUUUAAAAAGGAAAAGACAUCUAUUUUAACUAUUGAGAGUCUUACCAUUACUUUAUCUGCUUUGCAAAGUAAGACUUCUUUUCCUUUGUAAAGUCUACCAAAUGGUGUGUUUUGCACUUUUUCGUUUGUGUUCCAUUUGGUAGCCCAUGCUUGUGUUUCGGAGCACUGAAUACUUUGUAUUGUGUUUACUGUGCCAAUUAAAUAUGCCUGGAAAGUCAA